Molecule: messenger RNA, 3929 nt
Organism: Cololabis saira (Pacific saury)
Lineage: Eukaryota; Metazoa; Chordata; Actinopteri; Beloniformes; Belonidae
Gene: elapor2a
Product: endosome-lysosome associated apoptosis and autophagy regulator family member 2a
Exons: 22
Coding region: 184-3189 (1001 amino acids)
Biological process (GO): positive regulation of BMP signaling pathway
Source: RefSeq, a predicted model, not a curated record
GUCUGUCCGUCUGUCUCACGAUAAUAAUCGCAGGUGGAAAGGCUGCAGGCAGGUGUCGUGUCGGGGCUGAACAGGCGUCGCUCUCGCUCACGUUCAUGAUACCAGAAUAAUUUUUGGGAUCCGGGUGUGCUUCUGUUUUGUGUUUGUGUUUUGUAUGUUCUCCCCUCCCCGCGGUGAUCCACGAUGCGGUCCUCGGCUCGGCUGGUCGCCCGAUGCGCUCUGUUAGUCUGCACGCUCCUGCCGAUUGACUGGGCUAAAGGACAGCAGCAGUGCAGUGAGACGGAGUACUACUAUGAGUACACGGAGUGCGACAGUACGGGAUCUCGCUGGAGAGUGGCCAUCCCGCAGAUUCCCGGGGCCUGUUCUGGACUGCCGGAACCCGUGCGCGGCACAGAGUGCACCUUCUCCUGCAAAGCCGGGGAGUUCCUGGAGAUGUCGGCUCAAGAGUGCAAUCAGUGUGCAGCGGGAAGCUACUCCCUCGGGAGCGGUAUCCGCUUCGACCAAUGGGAUUCCAUGCCAGCUGGAUUCAGUAGCCUGGCAACCUCCCUGGAAAAUGGUCCUGGCAGAGAAGACAGACUCUUUUGCAACAGUUCUUCUUGGGUGCCUCAGGGAAACUACCUGGAGUCCAACAGGGAUGAGUGUACAGUCUCUCUCAUCUAUGCUGUUCAUCUGAAGAAACAGGGUUCUGUCAGCUUUGAGUACCAGUAUCCAGACAGCAGCCUGCUUUUUGAGUUCUUUAUCCAGAACGACCAGUGUCAGGAGAUGGAUCAGUCGGCUGACACCAAGUGGCUGAAGCUCACCAAUCAUGGCGAGUGGGCAACUCACACGGUGAAUUUGAAAUCUGGUACCAACAUUUUGUACUGGAGGACGGGAGGUGUUUUGAUGGGGACCAAAGUGGUGAAACCUGUUCUGCUGAAGAAUAUUCAAAUUCAAGGUGUUGCCUAUACAUCUGAAUGCUUUCCGUGUAAGCCGGGGAUGUUCAGUCGAGCUCCAGGAUCCUCCACAUGUGAACCCUGCCCCCGGGACACUUAUUCUGGCCACGGGGCCAGCUCCUGCACGCCCUGCAACACCACAACUCAGUAUGCAGUUGAGGGCUCAGCGGUGUGCAAGGAUAGACCUCCGUGCUCCAAGAAGGACUAUUUCCAGAUCCACACAGCAUGUGACCAUGAAGGCAAGACGCAGAUCAUUUACAAGUGGAUUGAACCCAAGAUCUGUCUGGAGGGUGUGCCUGGAGCCCAGAUGUUGCCUCCAAGCGGUGAACGGGAGCCGUGUCCGCCGUGUAACCCCGGUUUCUAUAACAAUGACACGGCCACCUGCUCUCCCUGUCCAGCUGGGACCUACUCCGAUGGGACGAAACCAUGUGAGCAGUGUCCAGCAGGUACGGAGCCCAGCUUGGGUUACGAGUAUAAAUGGUGGAAUGUCCUUCCAUCCAACAUGAAGACCUCCUGUUUCAACGUAGGCAACUCCAAAUGUGACAGUAUGAAUGGUUGGGAGGUAGCGGGUGAUCAUAUUCAGAGCGGAGCAGGAAGCUCAGAUAAUGAUUACCUCAUCCUCAACAUCCACGUCCCUGGCUUCAAACUGCCGACAUCAGUGUCGAGCCACUCGGCGACAGAAUUUGGGCGAAUCACAUUUGAAUUUGAAACAGUGUGCAUCGGCGACUGCGAGCUCUACUUCAUGAUGGAUAUCAACAGGAAGAGUACUACAGUGGUGGAAUCAUGGGAAAAAACUAAACAAAGACAAACCUAUACACACAUAAUGACCAAAAAUGCUUCUGUGUCCUACACGUGGGCUUUCCAGAGGACUAACCAGCCUUCGGACGUACGCCGAUACAUAAACGACGUGGCGCGAAUCUUCUCCAUCACAGUUAGUAACGCGGUGGAUGGAGUGUCGUCGAGCUGCAGGGUGUGUGCCCUCAGCGCCCAGCCCUCCAGCUCAGCGUGCGUGCCUUGCUCACCUGGACAUUAUAUUGACACGCUCAACAGCCAGUGCAUAGAGUGUCCACCUAACACAUAUCUCGCCCCACACACUACGCUGGGUUUGGAUGCCUGCAAAGCCUGUGGACCGUCCAGCAGGAGUGACAAGGAUCACAGGUUAUGUUACAGCGACUGUCGCUUCACUCACACGGAGGGCAAUACCACCCUGACGUUUGACUUCAGCCGUCUCGGCUCUGCGGGGACGCUGAUGAACGGUCCGAGCUUCACCUCCAAAGGAACCAAGUAUUUCCGUCUGUUCAAUAUCAGCUUGUGUGGAGGACAGAGUCACUUGGCAGUAUGCAGCGAUAAUGUUACAGACCUGUCAGUAUCUGACUCCCAGAGAGAGAAAGGUGAAGGGCCCAGUGCUGUCAAAGCCUUCAUCUGCCAGUCAACAAUAAUUCCAGCUGGUGGACGAGGCUUCCACACGGCACUCUCCUCACAGUCCAUUAACCUGGCUGACACAUUCCUAGGUGCCACAAUAGAUGAUAAUUUUGAAGGCAUAAGGGUGAAACCAGAGCUCUAUCCCCAAAGAUCCUCUAAGAAAGUCCCUGAUGUCAACUUCUACUACAGAUCCUUUGAGGCGACCUCGUCCUGUGAGUCAGGUCGGAGCGCAGUCGUGACACUUCGAUGUAAUCCAGAGAAAAGCGGUAAAGGAGAGCUUUCAGUUCCCAGUCUCUGUCCUGCAGGAACAUGCGAUGGGUGCACCUUUCAUUUCUUAUGGGAGAGCUCAGGUGCUUGUCCUACAUGCACAGAGAGAGACUACCAUCGGAUAGAGGAAGCCUGCAAAGGUCGACAGCAGGAUGUGCUGUAUGUGUGGACUGAACCAAAACUAUGCAUUGGAGGCGUGAGCUUGCCUGAAAAGAAAACAUUGCCAUGUGAGGGUGUGGAGUUCUGGGUUCGUCUCGGUGCAGGGAUGGGAACUUUCACGGCGGUGCUGCUUGCCUCGCUCACCUGUUACUUUUGGAAGAAAAACAAACGGCUGGAGUACAAGUACUCCCGGUUAGUCAUGUCUGCUAAUAAGGAGUGUGAAAUGCCAGUGGCCGACAGCUGUGCUGUGAUGGAGGGAGAGAAUGAUGGAGACAUGGAGGAUGAAGUAAUGUACACAAAACCUUCUAUACUUGGCAAACUCAAAGCCAUGGCAUCCAAGGGAAAUGGUGAAAACUAUGAAAAUGUGCAGCUGAACUCGUCCCAGUCCAAAGCCUUGGUGUGGAGCUAGAGCUGUGGCAGAGUGAGCCAGAGGGAUGGGAGAUAUCAGAACCCCGAGACACUUUCCAAUGAGUGGCCCCUUUAAGUAACCGUCCCUGUUAUUGGCUGUGCUACCUGGAUUACCACCAGUGUGUAUGAACACAAAUAGAAACACACAUCAUGCACUGAGCACCAGGUAUAGAGAAGUCACACUGACACGGUGGCCUUAAAGCUUGGGACGACAGAGCCAUAGUACUGUAAAGCAGGUGUGUGUGUGUGAGAGUGUGUGUGUGUGUGUGUGUGUGUGUGUGUAAGUAUGUAUGUAUGUGUGCGCGCGCCACCAACACUUUCUGAUCUUUUUUUUUUUUUACUUAAAACUGAUGUCAGAAACGUCGUUAGAAGAGCUCAGGGUAAGACAAGGACCGAUUUGAGUUCUUGUGUGCUUUAUUUUUGUUUUUAUUUAUUUCAUUUUGUGUAAUUUGUGAUAUUUCUUUGAAAAUCGUGGUGUGUCACGCCAUCAGGAUCACCUCGGUCCACUGAGUUUUCAUCUUCUGUAGAUGCAUAAACAGAUUUAUUUUGUUUCUCUAUUUGACAACCGUUUCCUGUCAUUCAUUUGUUUUCGGCUGUGUUGAUGUUAUUGUAGUGAGGCGAGCUGCUCAAGGAUGGAAAAAGAACAUGCCAUAUUAAGCUGUUGUGAUUUUGACUGUCCGUGUGCAUCGAAUAAAUGAUGAUGUAUUUAUGUAUAUUUGGACUCGGUGUGAUUAAAAUGGU